Messenger RNA from Laccaria bicolor S238N-H82, 1548 nucleotides. RefSeq lists its product as uncharacterized. NCBI's taxonomy places the organism in Eukaryota, Fungi, Basidiomycota, Agaricomycetes, Agaricales, Hydnangiaceae. The record is from RefSeq and is a predicted model, not a curated record. Bases 1 to 1548 code for a protein of 515 amino acids. The transcript has 13 exons.
AUGUCCACCACAGCAGCAGACGAAGGCCACCUGCGGUCAGGGAGCACUCUAUCCGAUACAGCCACACUAACGUCCAACACGCCCCAAUCGUCGGCGUUUAUCAAGCCUGGUGUGCUUCCCGUGAAAGAGGGCUCGAUAACUAACGGUGGUCCUACCCCCGUCGUCAUUCCGCCUGAACAUGCUGCGCGGACGUUGGUGUUGUGUUUUGAUGGGACGGGUGACCAGUUCGAUGCGGAUAACUCGAGCGUCAUUGAAUUCUUCAGCAUGCUCGCAAAAGACGAUCCAGACAGACAGAUGGUGUACUACCAAGCUGGUAUAGGCACGUAUACGCCUCCGCAGAUCGCUACACCCCUGUUCGCAAAGUUCUCCAAGACUCUGGAUGAAGCUAUCGCGUGGAACCUUGAUGCUCACAUCAUGGGCGGAUAUGAGUUUCUCAUGCAAAACUAUAAAGGCGGCGACAGAAUCUGCAUCUUCGGCUUUUCUCGAGGCGCAUAUACCGCACGUUGCCUUGCCGGGAUGAUCCACAAAAUUGGGCUCCUGCCAGCAUGCAACCACCAGCAAAUCCCAUUCGCGUACAAGAUGUACACGCGCCCUGACGAAUUGGGUUGGAAGCAGUCAAACGCAUUCAAGAGGGCUUUCUCAAUCGAUGUUGAUAUUGAGUUCGUUGGGGUUUGGGACACAGUCAAUUCCGUGGGCCUAAUCCCCCGCCGCCUCCCAUUCACAACAUCAAACACCAUCGUCCGCACAUUCCGACACGCCGUCUCCCUAGACGAGCGCCGCGCAAAAUUCAAAGCGAACCUCUGGAACCGGCCCAAUGACGAUGAAAAGACACUGAGUGUGACUGAUCAGCAUGUUGAGUUGAUUAAGCAGAAGGCUGGGCCGCAUCCUAGUAAAUCUAGGUUGCAUGCGCUUGAGAGGCAGUAUGGUGUUGAGAGGUUGAAGGCGACGGAUAUUGAUGAGGUUUGGUUCGCUGGAUGUCAUUGUGACGUGGGCGGCGGUUCUGUGGCAAACGGCGCCAAACCCGUAUUAGCACGCAUCCCCCUCCGUUGGAUGAUCCGCGAAACCUUCAAACGCGAAACAGGGAUAAUGUUCCACGCCGACGGACUCAAACUCAUAGGCCUCUCCCCCUCCUCGCUCUACCCCCUCGUCUUACCACGCCCACUCGCCCUCCCCGUCCCCGCAACACUCUCCCUCCUGCCUAUCCCCAAGACGCCGGAAGAACCCAUAUACGACGCCGCUGAAGCCUUUCCCACCGAGUCAGAGGAAGAACUCGACCUCCACGAUGCCCUGGCGCCUAUAUACGAUCAACUUAAGUUGAGUUGGUGGUGGUGGAUUUUGGAGAUUAUUCCGCUUAAGCAGAGGAGGCAGCGGAGCGACGAUGUUUGGGUUACGUGGUUUGCGUGGAAUUGGGGGAGGGGAAGGGUUAUUCCGGGGCAGGGGAAGAAGGGGGUUAGGGUUCAUAGGAGUGUUAAGAUGAGGAUGGAUGCACAAGGGGGGUAUAGGCCCAAGGCGAAUUUGGAUUUGGGGAGGGUUACUUGGGUUGAUUGA